AUGCCCAAGAGACACUACCGGGCCUGGUCUCCCGGCGAGGAACGUGACUACCCAUCAUGGGUAUCUCGUCAUCUCCAUUUAACAUGGCCGGAGAGGGCAAGAUUAUAUUCCAUCGAACGCAAACCCAGAACGAGAGAGUCUUUGCGGACCAAACAUCGACUGCUGGAGAAGGACAUCCGACGGCACCGCCAUCCAAACUGCAAACCCCCAUCGCGGCUCAGGCGUCGCAUCCCCCAGAGAAAGGAUCAUAGCCAGCGGAAGGCUUGGCCCAGUCCUAUCUCGAUCAGCACCCCCACCCCUUCCGAGCAUCGUUCGGACGACCCGAGCGCGGUCGCGAUGCCGGGGAUAAGGAGACGUACCCCUACACGCGUGGCCAGUCACCAGAACCAGAAGCAGACCGCACCGUCGACCCGGGCUCUAAAAUUGACCUCCCAGUUCUUAGCCAAACGUGGGAACCACAUGUGUUUGGCGCGUGGGCUUGUUGAAGGCUGGGGUAAUUCCCCCGGAGCAGGAAACGGAAGUGAACGGAGAGCAUCCCCUCGGGCAUCAACUACAUCUGACAAGAUCGAUCGGCUGUGGCGGUCGGCAUACCGUGUCUCCGGUCGCACGAGGCAUUAG
Messenger RNA from Aspergillus luchuensis, 618 nucleotides. RefSeq lists its product as uncharacterized. The record is from RefSeq and is a predicted model, not a curated record. The transcript is spliced from 2 exons. The coding region runs from base 1 to 618 and encodes 205 amino acids. NCBI's taxonomy places the organism in Eukaryota, Fungi, Ascomycota, Eurotiomycetes, Eurotiales, Aspergillaceae.